Messenger RNA from Oppiella nova, 405 nucleotides. NCBI's taxonomy places the organism in Eukaryota, Metazoa, Arthropoda, Arachnida, Sarcoptiformes, Oppiidae. The record is from the annotation of a GenBank genome assembly.
GUGGAGGCCAAUGAGAACAGAGCUGACGGCAAACACACGCCGACCCCUCCCAAGUCGGGCGCCGGUAGCGGUGGUAGACCUGAGGCAGACUCCCGGAGCCCAGCGACCAAAUCGUCGGCUAAAAAGAAAGGACCUAAAAAGUGGGUGCCCUUAGAGAUACCACCCCCUCCGCCGCCAUCGAAACCACACCGGACUAAAUCCCAGUCCACUGCCACCGGUGGGGCGCUCCGCGAGCGACAGGAACGGGACCUCCCGGGCCACGGAGACCGUGAGCGCCGGCCGCCGCGAGACAAACCGCGUGAGGACCGGUACCACCAGUCGUCCGGCGCCGAGAACUACCAUUCGGACGACCACUCGAAGGGUGGGCCUGGCGGUGGUGGUGGAGAGCGUGAGCGCACCGGUAGU